Zea mays is the source of this 4136-nucleotide messenger RNA. RefSeq lists its product as uncharacterized. The coding region runs from base 2545 to 3882 and encodes 445 amino acids. The record is from RefSeq and is a predicted model, not a curated record. The transcript has 5 exons. NCBI's taxonomy places the organism in Eukaryota, Viridiplantae, Streptophyta, Magnoliopsida, Poales, Poaceae.
AUUUACAUCCUCUACACAAUCUCCAUCCAUUAGUUCUGUUCGACUGCGCCAUUAUUUGUACGAGUUCGGCAUUGUGGUCGCCCCGGCUGGGAUUCCUCCUCCACGUAGCUCUCCUCUUCAUGUCACACAACGCCGGAGGCCUGUCGUGCAGCCGCCGCUAGAGACCUGUCGCGCAGCCACCACCGAAGGCCUGUCGCGCAGCCGCCGCCGCCGGAGACCUGUCGCGCAGCAGUUGCCGCCGGGCUUAGGCGCUGCUAGGGGGACGAGGACUCCAUAGGUGAUCCGCGGGGGAUGGGUCGUGGGCGCUGCCAGGGGACGAGGACUCCGUAGGCGAUCUGCGGGGGACGACAAGAAUUGCUCUGCUUUGCACGUGCUGCCAGUCUGCCUGUGCUACCAGAUUUCAACCUCGACAUUGACGCGCAUCACCAAUUUGUUGCGCCUGUUGUUGUAUUCUGGGUACUCCGUAGAUAGAAAAGACAGAUUAUUGAUAGUGAUGGACAAAUCUUGGAUCAAUGCAACACUAUUUAGCAAGCCACACCUAGAAGGAGUUAGUGAGUUCAUGAAGCUUGUAAUAGAGCGAUUUAAUGCGAAUGAAGAGAUACUUUGUCCAUGCCGCAAGUGUUUGAAUCGGCUUAGUGGACAUAGAGGACAGGUGGAGGACCACUUAUAUCUUCAUGGGAUGGCUAGUACAUACACUAGGUGGAUGUAUCAUGGAGAAGCCAUGGAUGACAUAAUUAAUGAAAAUGGUGACCACGAGGAUGAACAUGUGAGUUUCAAUGAUGAUGUUGGUAUGAAUCAAGAUGAAGAAGAUCCUGAUGAUAGGAUUAAUGGUAUGGUAGAGGAGUUAUACACAGCCGAAGAUCAAGAUAAAAGGAAAUCUAUGUUUGGAGAUAUACUAGAGGAGAUGAAACAAGAACUUUAUCCUGGUGCAACUUAUACAAGAUUUUCUUUUGUGGUGAAGUUGCUUCAUAUUAAGUCGUUUUAUCGUAUCAGCAAUGUUGGCUUCACUGCAAUACUGAAGUUGUUGAAAUCAGGAUUUCCUAAUUGCUCCCUUCCUGCAUCUUUUGGAGAAGCAAAGAAACUUAUUCGUGCACUAGGACUUGGGUAUGUUUCAAUCCAUGUGUGCGUGAAUAACUGUGUUUUGUUUCAGAAGAACUAUGCAAAGCACGAUCAAUGUCCAAUUUGCGGUGAAUCAAGAUGGAAAGAUACAAAUAAACGGAUCCCUCAAAAGGUAUUGCGCCAUUUUCCAUUGAUCCCUAGGCUAAAGAGAAUGUUUGCUUCCAAAGAAAUAGCAAAACAGGCACAAUGGCAUAAGUUCAAGAGGAAACAUGUGGAGAAUGAGCUUAGUCAUCCAGCUGAUGGAGAGGCAUGGAAAGAUUUUGAUAGAAAAUAUGGUCAGUUUGCAGAAGAUGCAAGGAACAUUAGACUUGGGCUCGCUACUGAUGGUUUCAAUCCUUUUGGCAAAAUGAGCUCAUCAUACAGCAUGUGGCCAAUAUUUCUUAUACCAUACAACUUUCCUCCAUGGGAAUGUAUGGAACAAUCCAACUUCAUUAUGGGCCUACUCAUUCCUGGCCCAAAAUGCCCAGGAAAGGAUUUUGAUGUCUUUAUGGAACCACUCAUUGAAGAGUUGUUGGAGCUUUGGAAAGGUGUCACUACUUGGGAUGCAUUGAGUGGAAACAAUUUUGAACUACAUGCUGCAGUUAUAUGGUGCAUUCACGACUAUCCAGCUUUGAGCACAUUGUCAGGUCGGGUCACAAAAGGCUAUUACGCUUGUGUGCAUUGUGACAAAAAUCCUUGCUCCAAAAGAAUAAGGAACAAGAUAUGCUAUGUUUAUCAUCGACGUUUCCUUCCAAAAGAUCACAUUUGGAGGAGAAAUAAAAGUUUUGAUGGUCAUAGUGAACAACGUGAGAAACCAGAGGAAUUUAGCAUAGAUGAGUUGAUGCAACAAUUGGAGAGGGUAAAAGAUGUAAGACCAGGAAUACAUACUAAAAGCAAAAAGAGAAAGAGGGAAGUAGAAGGUCAAUGUUGGAAGCGAAGAUCAUGUCUAUGGGAUUUGCCAUAUUGGUCAAGUUUGAAGUUGCGCCACAAUCUUGAUGUAAUGCACAUUGAAAAAAAUAUAUGUGAGUACUUUCUUGGUACAUUUCUUGGCAUUGUUGGAAAGACAAAGGACACCAUUAAUGCUAGGCUUGAUUUGGAGGACAUGGGCAUAAGGAGACAUUUACACUUAAAGCAUAAUGGGGACUCAUACAAUUUUCCGCAUGCACCAUACACAAUGAAUAAAACACAGAAGGUUGAUUUUUGUGACUUUUUGAGAAGUGUGAAAUUCCCCGAUGGCUAUGUUUCUAACUUAGCAACAUGUUUUAGUACUGAUGGAUGCAACCUCCAAGCAUUGAAAACUCAUGAUUGUCAUAUCCUUCUUCAAAGAAUUUUACCUGCUGCUAUUAGAGGAAUCAUGAGUAAGGACAUAUAUGAAGCACUUGCUGAAUUAGGUAUUUUUUUCAGCACUUAUGUGCUAAGACAUUGAAGUUGGAUGUUUUACAAAGAAUGAAAGUUGAAAUCCCAAUCAUUUUGUGCAAGCUUGAGAAAAUAUUUCCUCCUUCUUUCUUUGAUGUGAUGCUGCACUUGGCUAUUCAUUUACCUGACGAGGCAAUCCUAAGAGGACCAGUGCAAUAUGGGUGGAUGUAUCCAGUGGAAAGAAGGUUGUAUACAUUGAAACGUUUUGUAAGAAAUAUGGCUAGACCUGAAGGAUCCAUUGCAGAAGCAUAUGUUGCUAAUGAGUGCUUGACAGCUUGCUCGAGGUACUUCGAUGAUGUUGACACACGACACAAUCGGGAGGGUAGGAACAAAGAGCGUGUUGAUUUGAGCAGAGGCAAAUUUUAUGUUUUUCAGCAUGGAGUUGAACUUCUUGGAGCACCAAGAAUUACAUACCUCCAAGAUGAUUAUGAUAAGAUGGUUUGGUAUGUCCUAAACAAUUGUUCGGAGGUCGAGCCAUAUAUAAAGAUGUAUAAGGAAGAGUUAGAGAAUGAAGGGAUUGUUAAUGUGGAAAAAACCAUUCAGAAGCACUUUUCCUCCUGGUUUAAGAAGCAUAUUGCAAGUUUGCGUUUUGUCGAGGGAGAAGACAUUGAUGAUGACCUAUAUGCAUUGGCAUGCGAACCAGAUUUGCGAGUUCGAAUUUUUUCUGCAUGUCUUGUUGAUGGUGUUCGGUACCACACCAUUGACCGUGAGAGAAAUAGAAGAACCCAAAACAGUGGAGUCAUGGUUGAGGGCACUCAUAAUAAUGAAUUCAUUGAUUUUUAUGGCUGCUUAAAAGAAAUUAUCGAGUUGCAGUAUAACUCAGAUUUGAUGGAGCAUCGGACAGUUGUUCUUUUCCGGUGUGAUUGGUUUGACACUCAUAGCAAGAAAGUCAGUAUGAAAUAUGAUGGAUAUUUUAGAAGCAUAAACCAUAGUAGUUGUUGGUACAAAAACGAUACUUUUAUUUUAGCAGCACAAGCAACUAAGGUAUUUUAUUUGCAAGACAUCAAGAAUUCUGGAAGCUGGAAGAUUGUUCAAAAAUUUACACAUAGGCACUUGUGGUGUGUGGCUGAAAAUGACAUUGAUGAAAGACCUAGUUCCUCAGGACUAUCAUACCAAGAUGAUACAUGUGUUGGUUCUGAAGUGCAAGUUAAUGAAGGAGAUAUGGAGAUAACUGGACAUCAGGAUGCUGACGAAUCUAUUAAUGUCAGUGCAAGUGUGGUUGAUGAAUUUCGGGUGCAACGAGAAGAGGAAGUGGAAGAGUAUGAGACAAGCGACAAUGAAGAUGAAACUGGAUGGCAAUAUGCUAGUGACAACGAAGAAUCAAUAACUAUUGUCAAUGACGAUGAUGAUUUCAGCGAUAACGAGUAGCAUGUUUUUUGUUUGAUCUGAGAGAAGUGAACUCUAUGCCGUAUUUUGUUUGAUUUUUAAGAAGUGAACUAGCUACUGUUAUUUGAGAGAAGUGAACUGUAUGCUACAAUUUGUUUGAUUUUUAAGAAGUGAACUAGCUACUGUUAUUUGAGAGAAGUGAACUGUAUGCUGCAAUUUGUUUGAUUUUUAAGAAGUGAACUCUAACUGAUGUAAUACUACUGCUACACCGAAUACACAUUUCAGAUUUCAGAACA